This is a messenger RNA of Ziziphus jujuba (common jujube), 1704 nucleotides long. Its product is annotated as dihydroorotase, mitochondrial. Gene Ontology annotation, biological process: 'de novo' pyrimidine nucleobase biosynthetic process; pyrimidine nucleotide biosynthetic process. Gene Ontology annotation, cellular component: chloroplast; cytoplasm. Bases 280 to 1482 code for a protein of 400 amino acids. The transcript is spliced from 10 exons. NCBI's taxonomy places the organism in Eukaryota, Viridiplantae, Streptophyta, Magnoliopsida, Rosales, Rhamnaceae. Gene Ontology annotation, molecular function: dihydroorotase activity. The record is from RefSeq and is a predicted model, not a curated record.
GCCCUUUGAACUUUUUGGAAUUUAUUCUCUUCCCCUCCUUGUAUCCCUAUUCUCUUCCCUCUCCACCGUCCCAAAAAACCCGCCCGUCGCUGCAACCAGAAACCGCUGGUCACCAUUACGCUGGCAAUCUGAGAUAUUGAAUGAAGAAAAUUUACCAGAAAGCCCUAGCUAUCAUGCUUGCUUGAUUGCGCUUUUUAUUUGUGGAUUUUCUUAGCAUCUGAAAGUUUUCCCAUUUCAGUUUAACUAUUUUAGGAUUUGGGAGCUUCAUCUUUUGUUGAUAUGUUAUUUUCUCCAAAGAGGAGGUGUUCAAAUUCAAAAGACGCUUUACACUAUCUUCUGGGAAUUGGAAUGAUAACGACUUCAGUCAAACCUUGCAAGGCAUUGAAAUUUCCAUCUGCAAAGUUUGAAGGGCCUAAACAGUUAAGACACAAAGGAACAAAGAUGGAGCUCACUAUAACACGACCAGAUGAUUGGCAUCUUCACCUUCGCGAUGGUGGCCUUCUUGAAGCUGUAAUCCCUCACAGUGCAAGUUACUUUGGAAGGGGAAUAGUUAUGCCAAAUCUGAAACCUCCCAUCAGAACCACAGCUGCAGCUGUGGCCUAUCGAGAAUCCAUUUUGAAAGCACUGCCUUCUGGUAGUGACUUCACUCCUCUUAUGACACUAUAUUUGACAGAUACAACUACUCCUAAUGAGAUCAAGCUUGCAAGGAAAAGUGGGGUUGUAUUUGCCGUGAAGUUGUACCCUGCUGGUGCGACAACAAAUUCUCAAGAUGGGGUUACAGAUCUUUUUGGGAAAUGUCUACCUGUCCUUGAGGAAAUGAUUGAGCAGAAUAUGCCUUUGCUGGUUCAUGGGGAGGCUACAAACCCUGAGAUUGAUGUGUUUGAUCGUGAAAAGGUUUUCAUUGACACUGUUUUGAUACCUUUAGUCCAGAGGCUUCCAAAGUUGAAAGUUGUGAUGGAACAUAUCACUACUAUGGAUGCUGUGAGGUUUGUUCAGUCAUGCAAAGAAGGGUUUGUAGCUGCAACAGUAACACCACAGCAUCUACUGCUUAAUAGAAAUGCAAUCUUCCAAGGAGGAUUGCAGCCUCAUAAUUACUGCCUCCCUAUACUAAAAAGAGAGAUCCAUAGACAGGCGAUUGUAUCAGCCGUAACCAGCGGAAGUAAACAGUUUUUCCUCGGAACUGAUAGUGCUCCUCAUGAGAGACAAAACAAAGAAUGUGCUUGCGGUUGUGCUGGUAUAUUCAAUGCUCCUGUUGCGUUGUCAUUAUAUGCAAAGGUCUUUGAAGAGGCUGGUGUUCUUGACAAGUUAGAGGCAUUUACAAGCUUCAAUGGACCAGACUUUUAUAGCCUUCCCAGAAACACUUCAAAAAUAAAAUUGAAGAAGACUCCAUGGAAGGUUCCAGAGACUUUCUCUUAUUCUUUUGGGGACAUUAUUCCCAUGUUUGCCGGAAAAACACUCGAGUGGCAACCAUCCUCCGACUGAUUAAAUUUUUGUUAGCAUUUUAACAUAAUGUUUAAUUUAAGCAUCUUUUAGGUUUUUUUUAGGUUUUUAUACAAAAUGGUAGUUUAAUCUUUUGUUAUUUUGUUGCAAGAGAAUAAGUCGCGAAUGAAGCGUUUCUCUUACAAAACUGGUUUGUUAAAUAAGUCUUUAGGAUACUUUAUUUAGUAUACCGAUCACCAAUAAAAUUGCUUUUAAUUUUUUAUC